ACAUGUGUUAUCUUACAGAUCAAAGCAUUAUUUAGCCGAAAAAUAUAUAAAAUGGCUACAAUCUACCUCCUUCUCUUUCUAGUUACGCUCGACUGUCCGGAAUUUUCAGAUAUCUGGCAAUCGUCAAUUUCCGAGCAUGCCGGUGCCAAGCAUAAAAAAUUUCUGAAAGGGAAAAAUGUAGACAUUGGUGGAAUAAGAAGCUUUUUCCCCAAAUCAAAUCCUGCUAGUGUUGAACCUUCCAGUUUCCCAAUUGUUAUUUGUGCUUCGUCAAAUUUAGAUACUUUAGAUGAUGCUGUAGGAGCUUCAAAAGAUAUUUUGGAUACUGAAAUUGUGUGGUGUUUGAAAGUGGUGACAACUCAUUACUCUUAUAGAUCUAGCAGUGACGUGGGCAAACUUUUUUCAAGUAUGUUCCCUGGCAGUGCUAUAGCAAGGCACUUUUCUUGUAGUGAGAGAAAGCUUCCUUAUCUCUGCCUUUUUGAAAUAACACCUUAUUUUCAGUCUCAUGUAUGAAAAUUUAAGAAGCUAAAGCAAUUAGAUUUGCAUAUUAGAUAUUGGCAGUCUGACCAAAAUAAGGUAUUCGAUUUUUGAUAUCUGUUUUCAUGAAGCAUGAAACCGCUGCUAAUAUGAAAGUUUUCAAAUGACAGUUAAAAAAUAUGAUUAUAUAUGCCUGGAUAUAAAAAAGCUGCUAUAAAUAAGUAUCGAUAGACCAGCUGUAAACUGGAAGUUUUAUGAAACUGCCCAACAUGAAUUGAAAAAGGAAUAUGGCAUUGAAUGUAUAUCUAUUAGUAGUUGUGGCUUGCAUAUAUUGAACAAUGUUUACCGUAAAUGAGCAUCCACUACAAGCUGAGAUAUACCUUCUAAUUUAGGGAACUGUACCAUUUAUUCAAAGAUUCUCCAGCAUGUCAAGAAGAUUUUUUUAACAGCGAGUGUGCAUAAGACUUUGCCAUUGAAAUUUUAUUACUAUAGGUGGCUGGAGAAUGUGCCAAUAUAUUUGCAUGCGUAUAAAAUUUGAAAGAUAUAAAAGAUUAUGUCAAGCUAAUUGAGAAUGGGAAAUAUGGAAAAAUAACUUGCAAAUCAUAUCAAAUGAUAAGAGGUGCAAUUAAAGACAAAAUUCCUUUUUUUUCCCUUCUCAUUUGUGUGGAUGAAUUGAUCAAACUCUUUUUGAAACUGUACCUAUGAUGAAUCACUUGUUCUUUUUAUUAUUAUUAUUAUUAUUAUUAUUUAUUUAUUUAUUUAUUUAUUUAUUUAUUUACACAAAUAAGUAAAACAACUUUUGCAGCAUUUCAAAAUUAUGAAGAGUGCAUGUUAAAAAUCAGUUCAUCACUGAAAUAUUUGUGUAACUUUGAUUUUUUCUGAGCAUGGUAUUGUUAAUGAAAAAAGCGCAAUUAGUUUAAGAUUUAGGGCUGAUAAGCUCUUGCAAGAUUUAUACGCUAAAAAAGAAAUCAUGGAUAAAGAUUACCUUUUUCUUAAAUGUGACUCACAAACUUAUAUUUUAUAGCUACUUGAAAAGCUGAUGGGAGAAAUGUCCAGUCAAUUAUUCACUAAUUCGAAAUGUUAUUUCUGUGUAUCUGAAGUAUAUGGUGCAAAAGCGUACAAGAAAAUGAAAAGUGUACUUAUGAAUUUUUCCCAAAAAGGUUGCAUUGCAGAACAAUAGGGUAACAUUCUUUUGGAAUAUUCCGAUUUCGUUGAAAAUUUUGUCCGGUCAUUACCUUACAGAAUUUAAAAUAUGUGAUGUAAAAAAAAAAGAUUAGAUGCUUUUUUGUAUACAUUCACUAAUGAAAAAUACUUCAAGUUACGGGAAACAUUUAAAAUGAUCAUUAUUCUUUCCCAUGGGCAAGCCUUUGUUGAACAAGGAUUUAGUAUCAAUAAAGAUAUAGAAACAGAAUAUCUGGGAGAAAAUUCAUACAUUGAAUGCAUAGUGUGUGAUUAUGUGAAACAUUCUGUUGGUAUACACAGUGUAUCAGUUACAAAACAGAUGAGAGCGGCAGCUUCAUCAGCUUAUUCACAG
Messenger RNA from Stegodyphus dumicola, 2008 nucleotides. RefSeq lists its product as uncharacterized. The record is from RefSeq and is a predicted model, not a curated record. NCBI's taxonomy places the organism in Eukaryota, Metazoa, Arthropoda, Arachnida, Araneae, Eresidae.